This is a messenger RNA of Chinchilla lanigera (long-tailed chinchilla), 2323 nucleotides long. It is a transcript of the gene Znf346, whose product is annotated as zinc finger protein 346. The record is from RefSeq and is a predicted model, not a curated record. Lineage: Eukaryota; Metazoa; Chordata; Mammalia; Rodentia; Chinchillidae. Gene Ontology annotation, molecular function: double-stranded RNA binding; zinc ion binding.
GGCUCUGGUCACACCCCGUGGCGCCCGGCCCGCCUCCUUGCGUUACGCCCGGCCGGACCCCCGUACUUAGCCCCAGCACGACUCCAGCGCAAGAAGGCUCCAGGCCUGCCUCGUUCGGGACCUGGGUUAUUUCCCCUCUCUCGAGGGCUACCCUGGCAAAGACCUACAGAACCUUCCUUGCCGUACCUGCGGCCAAGCCAAGUACCAUUUCUCCCUGACUCGCAUCGGCUCCUCCAGAAUUCCCCACCUCCAUUGUUUCUUGAUCUUUUUCUCUCGGACCCUACGCUAAUGGGAGGAUCUGGAAAGCACUCUCUUGUUCCUCCUGGCUUUGGUGAUUGUUCCCUGGCUUACUGCUAUUUCUAGGUAUCUGGCCUCUUGCCGGGAUCUUAAUCUAAAAUGAUGACCAGGAACCUGAGAAGGUGACCUGGAUAUGCUUUUUUAGUUUUAUUUUUUAUUUAUUUAUUUUUUUUUUGUAUCUCACACUUAAUGGUGAACUGUACCCAAAGCUACGCUGGGUCAUUUCUCUGCGGAAGCGUGUUUGAUCUGAGACUGGUGGAGCACAUGAUCCAGAAGAAUCAGUGUCUCUUCACCGACACCCAGUGUAAGGUUUGCUGUGCCUUGCUGAUUUCUGAGUCCCAGAAGCUGGCACAUUACCAGAGCAAAAAACAUGCCAACAAAGUGAAGAGAUACCUAGCAAUCCAUGGACUGGAGACAUUAAAGGGGGAAACGAAGAGGCUAGACUCAGAUCAGAAGAGCAGCAGAAGCAAAGACAAGAACCAGUGCUGCCCCAUCUGUAACAUGACCUUUUCCUCCCCUGUUGUGGCCCAGUCGCAUUACCUGGGGAAGACCCACGCAAAGAACUUAAAGCUGAAGCAGCAAUCCACUAAGGUGGAAGCCUUGCACCAGAAUAGAGAGAUGAUAGACCCAGACAAGUUCUGCAGCCUCUGCCAUGCAACUUUCAAUGACCCCGUUAUGGCUCAGCAGCAUUAUGUGGGCAAAAAACACAGGAAGCAGGAGACCAAGCUCAAACUCAUGGCACACUACGGACGACUAGCAGACCCUGCUGUCACUGACAUAUCAGCUGGGAAGGGCUACCCCUGCAAGACGUGUAAGAUAGUGCUGAACUCCAUAGAACAGUACCAGGCUCACAUCAGUGGCUUCAAGCACAAGAACCAGUCACCAAAAACAGCAGUAUCACCCUUGGGCCAGAUUCCAGUGCAGAAUCAACUCAUUCAGAAAGACUCCAGCACCUUGGAAGACUGAAGGUGUCUCUGUCCAGCAGCUCAUGUAGGACCAGCCAUGAGUCAGCUUCCUGUGACUGUAGCCUGAGCCUGUCAUUGGCCGAGGCAAAUCCCCUCCUGCUGUUCCCUGUGCUGUGGGCCCUGCAGGUCGUUACAGGGAGGCAGGGGGAUUGAGAGGAUGGGAGUAGUAGUUGGAGAAUGGCCUGCCUCCUUCUCCAGCCCCUCUGGGCUACAUGUUCUGUGGCCCCAGUGCCUGUUUUCCUCUCCAGGUCAGUUUUGUGCAAAAACUGCAGCUGAGGACCAGAAUUGCCCCAGGGCUCCAAGUAUCUCCUGUGGAAGCUGGAACUUCAUGCAGACUUUGCCAAGGAAGGAAAUAGUAGAUGGAAGUAGCUACCACAUGGGAGAUCGAGCUUACAUCACACUCCCUCACCCUCCGGAAAGUACGGGCUUUCCUGAGCCUUAGACCAGAUGCUGGCCGGUUGUACAGUUCUUCUAACUGUGAUGUGCACAGUUCUGGCAGAGCAUUCCUGUCCCUCCUGCCAUCACCACGGUCCCUGAAUGGUGCUAAGGAUCUGUAACAGCUAAGGACAAACUGGAGCUGGAAGAGGCCUCGAUGCCCAGUAAGAUCCUAGGAAGCCCCAGUGGGGACCUUGCCCCUCCUCCAUCAGAGGUGCUCUGGCCCAGGGUCAUGUGGGAAGGUCCCCCACCUGCCACUUUCUUUAUGGUUCUAUGCCCUUAAAUGCAAACUGCCUGAUGCCAGCCAGCUGAGAGGUUUAUUGCUGCCCUUCAGCCCUAAUAAGCCUUUCGUUCCCCUUGUGCAGUGGACCCCCCUGCCCAGGUUGCUGUGGUGCUAUCCCUCACUUACCAUCCACAGAGAAAUUCCUGGGUACAAGGAGCCAGAGGGGCCCCAGGGAAAGAAACAGCUGGUGCAAAUUUUUACAGUGAAGAGCUGGGCAUACCUGUGGCACAGGUUUAUAAUCCCAGCCCUUGAGAGGCCGAAGCAAGAGGAUUGCUGCAAUUUUAAGGCCAGUGUGGGCUACAUAGAGAGCUCAAGGACAGUCUAAACUACAUAGUGAGAUCCU